Choloepus didactylus (southern two-toed sloth) is the source of this 945-nucleotide messenger RNA. RefSeq names its product olfactory receptor 2Z1. The transcript has a single exon. The record is from RefSeq and is a predicted model, not a curated record. The coding region runs from base 1 to 945 and encodes 314 amino acids. Gene Ontology annotation, cellular component: membrane. Gene Ontology annotation, biological process: G protein-coupled receptor signaling pathway. Gene Ontology annotation, molecular function: olfactory receptor activity; G protein-coupled receptor activity. Lineage: Eukaryota; Metazoa; Chordata; Mammalia; Pilosa; Megalonychidae.
AUGGGAGAUGUGAAUAAAUCAGAGGUUUUGGACUUCAUUCUGAUGGGAUUUUUCAGUCACUCACAGCCAAGCCUGCUCCUCUUCUCCUUGGUGUCUGCCACGUUUGUCAUGGGCCUUCUGGGCAAUGCCAUUCUGCUCUUUCUGAUCCACGUGGACUCCCGGCUCCACACACCCAUGUACGUUCUGCUCAGCCAGCUCUCCUUGUUUGACGUUAGCUUCCCCCUAGUCACCAUCCCGAAGAUGGCUGCUGACUUCCUACAGGGAGAGGGUUCUAUAUCCUUCCUGGGGUGUGCAGCUCAGAUAUUCUUCCUGACAUUGAUGGGCGUGGCUGAGGGCAUCCUGCUAGCCCUCAUGUCCUAUGACCGUUACGUUGCUGUGUGCCACCCCCUGCAGUAUCCUGUGCUCAUGAGACGCCAGGUGUGCCUGCUAAUGGUGGGAGCAUCCUGGCUGGCAGGUGCGCUCAACGCAUCCAUCCAGACUUCCAUUACCCUGCACUUCCCCUACUGUGCUUCUCGCAUCGUGGACCACUUCUUCUGUGAGGUGCCAGCCCUGCUGAAGCUCUCCUGUGCAGACACCUCUGCCUAUGAACUGGCUCUGUCCACCUCGGGGGUGCUGAUCCUGUUGCUUCCCCUGUCCCUUAUUACUACCUCCUACGGCCAUGUGUUGAGGGCCAUUGUACGCAUGCGCUCAGAUGAGGCUCGCCAUAAGGCAUUCACUACCUGCUCCUCGCACAUCACUGUGGUGGGGCUCUUUUAUGGUGCAGCUGUGUUCAUGUACAUGGUACCUGGUGCCUACCACAGCCCACAGCAGGACAAUGUGGUCUCCCUCUUCUACAGUCUCAUCACUCCUACACUCAACCCUCUUAUCUACAGUCUGAGAAACCAGGAGGUAAGGAUGGCUUUGGUCAAAGCACUCAACAAAAUUGAGAUCAGGCCAAAGGGAUGA